This is a messenger RNA of Verticillium alfalfae VaMs.102, 626 nucleotides long. Its product is annotated as 40S ribosomal protein S5-B. The coding region runs from base 184 to 570 and encodes 128 amino acids. Lineage: Eukaryota; Fungi; Ascomycota; Sordariomycetes; Glomerellales; Plectosphaerellaceae. Gene Ontology annotation, biological process: translation; ribosomal small subunit assembly. Gene Ontology annotation, molecular function: rRNA binding; mRNA binding; structural constituent of ribosome. The record is from RefSeq and is a predicted model, not a curated record. Gene Ontology annotation, cellular component: cytosolic small ribosomal subunit; ribosome. The transcript is spliced from 3 exons.
GAGGUUGGCAACAUCAAGCUGUUCAACAAGUGGGACUACGACGUCGAGGUCCGCGACAUCUCUCUGACCGACUACGUCUCCCUCCGCAACCCCGUCUACGUCACCCACUCCGCCGGUCGCUAUGCCACCAAGCGCUUCCGCAAGGCCAACUGCCCCAUCAUUGAGCGUCUCACCAACUCUCUGAUGAUGCACGGCCGCAACAACGGCAAGAAGCUCAUGGCCGUUCGCAUUGUUGCCCACUCCUUCGAGAUCAUCCACCUGAUGACCGACCAGAACCCCAUCCAGGUCGCCGUUGACGCCAUUGUCAACUGCGGUCCCCGCGAAGACUCUACCCGUAUCGGUUCCGCCGGUACCGUUCGUCGCCAGGCCGUCGAUGUCUCCCCCCUGCGCCGCGUCAACCAGGCCAUUGCCCUGCUGACCACCGGUGCUCGUGAGGCCGCCUUCCGCAACGUCAAGUCCAUCGCCGAGUGCCUCGCCGAGGAGCUGAUCAACGCCGCCAAGGGCAGCAGCAACUCGUACGCCAUCAAGAAGAAGGACGAGCUGGAGCGUGUCGCCAAGUCCAACCGGUAAACGGGGAACACGGAUCUGGCUGCCGCCGUGGGUCCUCGACUUUGUUGUGGAGGGAC